ACCGCCUGAUUUGGAUUUUAUUUCUUUCUUCCCAAAUUUAAUCAUAAGCUUCACAUCCUCCUUUCCCUCUCUUCUUGAACAGCUUGAUUUGAAUUUUUGGAUUUUCCCUGAUAUCAAUAUGUGAAAUCGAUAUAAACUUACAGCUUUGGAGGCAUUUAGAGAUUUAUAUCGUUGCCGCUCUUAACCACUUGUUAAAUGCAAUGCUUAUUAGCUGAGAAUACCAGAUUUAAUCAAAAUGUAAAAGAUAUAGUCAAUUCCAGAACACAUUGUUCAACACUGCAAUGUACACACUCACUCUCAAAGACACAAUUCUGGGCCACAUAAAGAGAUGUUUCAGCCCAAAAUCACUAGAAUCGGUAUAUGCCUCCAUGAUCAAGACUAAUACCACCCAAGAUUGCUUCUUGGUGAAUCAAUUUAUAAGUGCAUGUUCAAACCUUUCAUGCAUUAAUUUGGCAGCUUCAGCUGUUGCAAACGUGCAAAAUCCUAAUGUUUUGGUUUUCAAUGCAUUGAUUAGAGGUUGUGUUCAUUGCUGCUACUCAGAGCAGGCUUUGGUGCAUUAUAUGCACAUGCUGAGGAACAAUGUCAUGCCCACCAGCUAUUCCUUUUCAUCUUUGAUCAAAGCUUGCACUUUGUUGGUGGAUUCAGCUUUCGGCGAAGCUGUUCAUGGCCAUGUUUGGAAACAUGGGUUUGAUUCUCAUGUGUUUGUGCAGACUACUUUGAUUGAGUUUUAUUCAACUUUCGGUGAUGUGGGUGGCUCAAGAAGGGUGUUUGAUGAUAUGCCUGAAAGAGAUGUUUUUGCUUGGACGACGAUGAUUUCGGCUCAUGUUCGGGAUGGGGAUAUGGCUUCUGCAGGCAGAUUGUUUGAUGAGAUGCCUGAAAAGAAUGUAGCUACAUGGAAUGCCAUGAUUGAUGGGUAUGGAAAAUUAGGGAAUGCUGAGUCUGCUGAGUUUUUGUUUAACCAAAUGCCUGCAAGGGAUAUUAUUUCUUGGACAACCAUGAUGAAUUGCUAUUCUCGGAACAAAAGGUAUAAAGAUGUGAUAGCACUUUUUCAUGACGUGAUUGACAAAGGAAUGAUUCCUGAUGAAGUGACUAUGACCACCGUCAUUUCAGCAUGUGCUCAUCUGGGUGCCCUUGCCUUAGGAAAGGAGGUACACCUUUAUUUGGUGCUGCAAGGAUUUGAUCUUGAUGUGUACAUUGGAUCUUCAUUGAUUGAUAUGUAUGCAAAAUGUGGGAGCAUCGAUAGGGCCCUUUUGGUGUUCUACAAAUUGCAAACUAAAAACCUGUUUUGUUGGAAUUGUAUCAUUGAUGGGCUUGCAACACACGGGUAUGUGGAAGAAGCACUAAGAAUGUUUGGUGAAAUGGAGAGGAAAAGAAUCCGGCCAAACGCAGUUACAUUCAUUAGUAUCCUUACUGCUUGCACACAUGCAGGAUUUAUAGAAGAGGGUCGUCGCUGGUUUAUGAGCAUGGUACAGGAUUAUUGUAUCGCACCUCAAGUUGAACACUAUGGAUGCAUGGUUGACCUAUUGAGCAAGGCUGGUUUGCUUGAGGAUGCUUUAGAGAUGAUCAGAAACAUGACAGUUGAACCUAAUUCUUUUAUAUGGGGUGCCUUAUUAAAUGGGUGUAAGCUUCACAAAAACUUGGAAAUAGCUCAUAUUGCGGUUCAAAAUCUGAUGGUUUUGGAGCCAAGUAACAGUGGUCAUUACAGUCUCCUUGUUAACAUGUAUGCUGAAGAAAAUAGGUGGAAUGAGGUUGCAAAGAUUCGGACAACCAUGAAGGAUCUGGGUGUAGAGAAGAGAUGUCCUGGAUCUAGCUGGGUUGAAAUCAAUAAGACAGUUCAUCUAUUUGCAGCUUCUGAUACAUAUCACCCUUCUUAUAGUCAACUUCACUUGUUGCUAGCUGAACUGGAUGACCAGCUGAGGCUAGCAGGCUAUGUCCCUGAACUGGGGUCUAUUUUAUAAUGACUUAAACUCUUCCAUGUACGAGAAUCCUUAUAAGGAGGAUAGAUAUCUUUAGGAUAGAAAGGUUGAGGUUAUAAUGCAAUUUGUACACAGUGAAGUAAAUGGAGAAAAACCUUGAUAACUCCUUGCAAGGUAUACUCAAAAAAUUUCUUAUUCUCUUGUCUGCCCUGUCAAAUAUUGUCUUCUGAUUGCUGAAGCAGGAAGUUAAAAAUUAGAUGUUUUAUUUUUCAUCAUGUGCAGCGGUAAAGUUGUGCCUUGGUGACUUGUUGGUCAUGGGUUCGAAUCCGGAAACAGCCUCUUUGCAUAUGCAAGGGUAAGGCUGCGUACAACAUCCCUCCCCCAUACCUUCGCAUAGCGAAGAGCCUCCGGGCAAUGGGGUACGAAGUUUUUUAUUUUUCAAAGCAUCCUCAAUAUUGUUUUCAAAGCAUGCUAGUCUUGUUUUUAUUUACUGCUUUUAUGUUCCUGAACAGAAACUUAAAAGUACUGUCUCUAUGCAGGUAUUUUGGCUAUUGAAAGAAACUUGUUCUUGGAAACUAUUAAUCAUUCAUUUUACAAGAACCUAGAGGCUAGAACUCAGCCAAUCUGUUUGUGAUUAUAUUCCGUACAAACAUUAUGUUGACUCCAAAAUGCACUCUCUAGGUGUAUAACUGUUUGAAACUUUCAUUCAGUCCAUAAAUAAAAUGAAGGGGGAAAAUGAAGUUGAAAAUACCAAUAUUGACU
Messenger RNA from Glycine soja, 2678 nucleotides. RefSeq names its product pentatricopeptide repeat-containing protein At1g06143. Gene Ontology annotation, molecular function: protein binding; RNA binding. The record is from RefSeq and is a predicted model, not a curated record. The transcript has a single exon. Gene Ontology annotation, biological process: RNA modification. NCBI's taxonomy places the organism in Eukaryota, Viridiplantae, Streptophyta, Magnoliopsida, Fabales, Fabaceae. Bases 282 to 1958 code for a protein of 558 amino acids.